AGCGCACCAACGGAGGCGGCACUACGUAGGUUUCUUGCAUCUUCCGCAGUUGUGCAAACUCUUCCCUCUCCCUCCUCAAAAGAAGAAAAAAGGAAACACACUUGAAGACAACAAAAAUGAUUUGUUUGCUUCUUUAGAUACUCAUUCAACACAUUUUGAUACACUCAAUAGGCUCGCGAGCUUCUCGGUUUGCUUCCACAUACCCGUGCCACUCACGAAUUUGCUCACUGAAGCGAUGGAAGACGAAGCGCGCACGCGAGCGACCACGACGCCGGCCGCCAUUCCUCACUUUUUAGGGUCCGUAAGCAUCUCCCUCGAGCACCUCCCGCCGUGGUACCAGCUCCUCUCGCUCUGUGGCGUCUUCGCGGUGGUUCACCUUCGCAACAAUGCCGUCAUUACGUGGCUGGUCGUGCAGCUGCACAGCUCUACUGGAACUGAGGCGAUCUGGGUCGAUGAAUACAAGAUGACCCUGCGCGUCAUGUCCUUCACCGAGCGGUUGUGCUUUUCGCUGUACGGCGUUACCCUGGCCGCCAUCGUGGCCGUGCUCUUUCGUGUCUUCUGCCAGGACACGUACAACAUCGGCCUGAACGUGGGGCAGCUUUUCCCUGAUAAACGGCUGCCAACGGCUGUGGUGCUCGUCCUGAUGUGCGUUGUGGACGGCAUUCGAUUGCACACCGUCAUUAUAGACAUUCUGAACUCGCCAGACUCGCUGGCGCACCUUGCUCUGCACAACUUUGUGGGGCUGGAGGCGACGGACUUUGAUCCAAGCGUGGCGGAGAGCAACCCGCAUUUUGUGAUUCAGUUUGAGCUGGCCCGCUCCUUCAUCUUCUCCGCGGCGCUGCGACGGCUGCCUGUGAUGCUGCUCGCUGCGGCCUACCGCCUCUCACGUGAUGUCCCGCGCAAGGCGCACGUUGCUCUGCGCUGGUACAUGGCGACCUUCGCCGUCUUCUUUCUCCUUCAAGAAAUCCUCUCCAUGUACCUUCGCUACGUCUGGUCGGACUGGAGCGCGUGGGCGAUGGUGGGCUGGGCGGUGGUGUUUCUCGGUGUUGUCAACUACACCUACGGGCCAUCCAAGCGCGCCGGCACGGUCGUUACCAUUUCCGCAGCGAACUGCGUGACGGAGGCGGUGCGCAGCCUCCUCACUUGCGCGGCGCUGUGGUUCAUCGUGUCCUUGGUGGUGCUCGCCUUUGUCGUCAGUGUGCACGAGGAGUUGGUGUUGAUUUGGCUCUUCAUCACCCUCUUGAUUCUCUGGACGCCGGCCAUCAUCGACUCCUGCGCGAUGGAUUACAUGACGUUCCUCUCCUUUGGCGCAGCGGCGGUGCGGCACGCGAUGGACAGUACGAGCACCGUCCCCUCCAGCGUGCGCUUUGGCGUGCUUGUUUUCCUGUGGUGGCUGUCGACCUCGUUGCUUUACAACGCCACCAUUCACAUUGCGUGUUCUCGCUACGUAGCGGCGGCGGUGGCGCUGUGCUGGUUCCUCUGGUCGCUGGCCCCACCGCGAGAGCUGUGGGAGAAUCCGCAAAGCACAGCACAGCUGGGACUGGAGGACGGCCACAGCGUGGUGCACCUCUUCACCGCCCGCAUCUUGUGGCUCCGCGCUGUGGCGAACUUCCACUCCUUGCCGGCCGGGUCUUGGAUGUACCACCGGUCCGACGGCGACAGCCAGAAGGCCUUUGAUCUCCUCCUCCACGAGGUGGUGGCGGUGUGCGUGGUGUGCGUGGCCAUCACCUCCGCGGUGCACUACAGUCUCAGCCCGGCGGUCCGCCUGCGGUGGCAGCAGCACGACAUCGUGAGCACGACCCCCAGCGUGCUCCUUCGCAAGGCGAUUCGAACGUUGGUCGUCGUUUUCUGCGUAGGCGCUUCUGUCGCGGCGUGGUGGAUGGUGCGACUUUACGUGCUGCCCAUGUGGACGCAGCUGCUACCCGACAUCAUUGGGAAGGGGCUGUGUACCGUUGCUGCCGUCACCACGCUUGGCAACCUCAUGGAUAUGCAAGACAGCAUGUACGAUGGGUGUGUGCGAGUACUGGGCUUACGGAAUCCCAAGAUGGCCGCGGAAGGUGGCGGCUCAUUGGUGUCCGAUGAGCCGACCACAACGCCCACCCCGCGAACACCGCGGUCUCGCGUGCGUGACCCGAGCACUUCCUUUCCCUAG
Molecule: messenger RNA, 2152 nt
Organism: Leptomonas pyrrhocoris
Lineage: Eukaryota; Euglenozoa; Kinetoplastea; Trypanosomatida; Trypanosomatidae
Exons: 1
Coding region: 236-2152 (638 amino acids)
Source: RefSeq, a predicted model, not a curated record